CAGGAUAUGCCCCGGCGCUGUUUGUUGCUUUAUCAUACGCACUGACCAACAUGUCACGGGCUGGCAGAGAGAGGUGUGUCUGCUGACUGAUUGGUGGAAUGGUGACAAAUCUCGCGAUAGGAUUUUGACAACACAGCAAAAGAGGGAGCUUUUUUUGAAAAAAACAAACCCAAAAAAGACCGACAGUCGAGUACAAUCUGCGGCCGGUGAUUUCAUGGUGCGUGUGUUUUGCGCGGGGGCGAAAGGAAGAUGAGCGAGGAGGAGAAAGCCAGCACGUCGGGGGAGCCGGAGAGGGUCGGGCUCUUUACCCAGAUCUGUCCUGCACCUAAACAAGAAACUCCAAUUACACAGAGCUAUGUCUUACCAUUGCAAACUAAACUGCCUCCAAAGAGCUCUAGUACAGGAAGCGAUAUGGAUUCAGAAUACGAAGAGAAAAUGAAAUUGGACCGAACCAAAAGAUUUGAGUUCCUCUUAAAACAGACCGAGCUGUUUGCUCAUUUCAUCCAGCCAGCUUCUCAGAAAGCUCCUUCAUCUCCACUAAAGUUGAAACUGGGAAGGCCUCGAACAAAACUGGAUGAAAAACAAUCACUGCUUUCAGUCGGAGAUAAUCGUCACCGACGCACUGAACAGGAGGAGGAUGAAGAGUUGCUCUCCGAGAGCAAAAAGACAUCAAAUGUGUGCGUUAGAUUCGAAGAGUCGCCAUCCUAUGUGAAGUCGGGAACCCUCAGAGAUUAUCAAAUACGAGGACUGAAUUGGAUGAUUUCUCUUUAUGAAAAUGGAAUCAAUGGCAUUCUUGCCGACGAAAUGGGUCUUGGCAAAACACUACAGACCAUCGCAUUGCUUGGCUACUUAAAGAACUACAGGAAUUUACCUGGGCCACAUAUGGUGUUGGUGCCAAAGUCCACCUUGCACAAUUGGAUAAAAGAGUUCAAGCGCUGGGUUCCUUCGCUCCGUGCAGUUUGCCUUAUCGGGGAUAAAGACCAACGGGCUGCCUUUAUUCGGGACAUCAUGAUGCCAGGAGAAUGGGACGUCUGUGUUACAUCGUAUGAAAUGGUCAUAAAGGAAAAGUCUGUUUUCAAGAAGUUCAAUUGGAGAUACCUGGUAAUAGACGAAGCUCACAGAAUCAAGAAUGAAAAAUCCAAGCUAUCUGAAAUUGUUCGUGAGUUUAAGUCCACAAAUCGCCUGCUGCUGACAGGAACCCCUUUGCAGAAUAAUCUUCAUGAGCUGUGGGCUUUGCUGAACUUCCUACUGCCUGAUGUGUUUAAUUCUGCUGAUGAUUUUGACUCGUGGUUUGAUACAAACAACUGCCUGGGGGAUCAGCAAAUAGUGGAACGUCUACAUGCUGUGCUCCGACCAUUCUUGCUACGGAGAAUUAAAGCAGAGGUGGAAAAAAGUUUGCCCCCUAAAAAAGAAGUCAAGAUCUACGUUGGUUUGAGUAAAAUGCAGAGGGAAUGGUACACAAGAAUUUUAAUGAAGGAUAUAGACAUUCUAAACUCUGCCGGUAAAAUGGACAAAAUGCGGCUGCUGAAUAUCUUGAUGCAGCUGCGGAAGUGUUGCAACCACCCGUACCUCUUCGAUGGUGCUGAACCCGGGCCUCCUUACACCACAGAUACUCAUCUGGUCUUCAACUGCGGCAAGAUGGUUGUUCUGGAUAAGCUGCUGCCCAAAUUGAGGGAGCAAAGUUCCCGAGUCCUCAUUUUCAGUCAGAUGACGCGCUUGAUGGAUAUACUUGAAGAUUACUGUAUGUGGCGUGGCUAUGAUUACUGUCGUCUUGAUGGGCAAACUCAGCAUGAAGAAAGAGAGCGAGCAAUAGAUACCUUCAAUGCUGUCAACAGUAACAAGUUCAUCUUCAUGCUGAGCACCAGAGCUGGUGGUCUGGGCAUCAACCUUGCAACAGCAGAUGUCGUCAUUUUGUACGAUUCAGAUUGGAAUCCGCAGGUGGACUUGCAAGCUAUGGAUCGUGCUCAUCGUAUUGGGCAGAAGAAGACUGUCCGGGUAUUCCGGCUCCUGACAGAUAACACAGUGGAAGAACGGAUUGUGGAAAGGGCUGAGAUGAAGUUGCGACUUGACUCUAUCGUUAUUCAGCAAGGGAGGUUAAUUGAUCAACAGGCCAACAAACUGGGCAAGGAUGAAAUGCUGCAAAUGAUUCGGCACGGCGCCACCCAUGUGUUUGCCACCAAAGACAGUGAGCUCACCGACGAGGACAUUGACACCAUCCUGGAGAGAGGAGAAAAGAAGACAGCUGAACUGAAAGAACGCUUGCAAAAUCUUGGUGAGAAUUCUCUGCGAUCAUUUACAAUGGAAACAGAAAGUUUAUAUAGUUUUGAAGGAGAAGAUUAUAGAGGAAAACAGAAGAUUGGUUUGACGGAGUGGAUCGAACCGCCCAAACGAGAACGGAAAGCCAAUUAUGCAGUGGAUGCUUAUUUCCGGGAGGCACUACGUGUCAGCGAGCCCAGAGCCCCAAAGGCACCUCGACCUCCAAAACAGCCAAGUAUUCAAGACUUUCAGUUUUUUCCUCCGCGCCUGUUUGAACUACUGGAGAAAGAAAUCCUUUCGUACAGAAAAAGCAUAGGCUACAAGGUGCCGAGGAAUCCUGACUUGCAUAAUGCAGCACAGGUACAGAAAGAGGAACAGCGAAAGAUCGACGAUGCACUGCCCUUGAACCAGAAGGAAACUGAAGAAAAAGAAAAGCUCCUAAUGCAGGGCUUCACAACUUGGAACAAACGGGACUUUAACCAGUUCAUCAAAGCCAACGAGAAAUACGGUCGGGAUGACAUUGAUAACAUUGCACGCGAGGUCGAGGGAAAGACUCCUGAAGAAGUCAUUGAGUACUCGGCUGUUUUCUGGGAACGUUGCAAUGAAUUGCAGGACAUCGAGAAGAUCAUGGCCCAGAUUGAACGUGGGGAGUCAAGGAUUCAACGACGGAUUAGUAUAAAGAAGGCUCUGGACGCAAAGAUGGCCAGGUAUAAAGCCCCAUUCCAUCAACUUCGUAUUCAGUAUGGAACCAACAAAGGGAAGAAUUACACAGAGGAGGAGGACCGCUUCCUCAUCUGCAUGCUGCACAAAAUGGGCUUCGAUAAAGAAAACGUGUACGAGGAGCUACGGCAGUGCGUGCGUAAUGCGCCGCAGUUUCGGUUCGACUGGUUUAUCAAGUCCAGAACUGCGAUGGAACUCCAGAGACGAUGCAAUACAUUGAUAUCACUGAUCGAGAAGGAAAACUCGGAACUUGAAGAAAAGGAACGUGCUGAAAAGAAGCGGCGAGGACCAAAAAUGGGAACGACACAGAAAAGAAAAGCAGAACCAACUCCAGAAACCUCUGGACGAAAGGAAUGGAAGAAAGUGAAGAACUAAAUCACCUUGUUGGAGUGAAGACUGCAUCCUAGUUAACACUAUUUCUUUUCAUUGCUUUUCUCACCUGUAUAUUCAUUAGAAAAAUUGAUGUUGCAGUUUCAAAAAUGUCAAAGAAUUUUGAAUACAUUCUCAAAGUAGAUAAUAGGACUCCUUUUGGAUUUCUUUUGUGUGAUGCUGUUAAUGCUUAACUUUUUUACCUUCAUUCUUGGUUCAUUCCAAUAUUGUGUAGUCCGUACAGUGAUCUACGUGUGUUAAAUUGUUUGCAUGCGUUUUAAUAUAUUGGCUGUUUAAGAUAAAACCUAACAAUCCCGUGUUUUGUACAUGAGUGAGAAUUGUCGUAAAUUGGAAUUCUGAAUACUCUGCGAUGUGUGUGUCAGGAUCUGUGAGUUAGUUUUCCAAAACAAGCAUCAUUUUUAAUAAAAAAUUAAAUCAA
Leucoraja erinaceus (little skate) is the source of this 3784-nucleotide messenger RNA. RefSeq names its product SWI/SNF related, matrix associated, actin dependent regulator of chromatin, subfamily a, member 1 (gene smarca1). NCBI's taxonomy places the organism in Eukaryota, Metazoa, Chordata, Chondrichthyes, Rajiformes, Rajidae. Gene Ontology annotation, cellular component: chromatin; nucleus. Gene Ontology annotation, biological process: nucleosome organization; regulation of transcription by RNA polymerase II. The transcript is spliced from 25 exons. The record is from RefSeq and is a predicted model, not a curated record. Bases 250 to 3351 code for a protein of 1033 amino acids. Gene Ontology annotation, molecular function: DNA binding; ATP binding; ATP hydrolysis activity.